Molecule: messenger RNA, 1316 nt
Organism: Cryptomeria japonica (Japanese cedar)
Lineage: Eukaryota; Viridiplantae; Streptophyta; Pinopsida; Cupressales; Cupressaceae
Exons: 3
Coding region: 199-747 (182 amino acids)
Source: RefSeq, a predicted model, not a curated record
UAAACCGCCACACAGCCCUGGAAACUGGACGGCGGGUUCAAGUUUGCUUUACAUGCAAUUAACUUCGAUCAAACAGUCUGUUAGGAAAUCAAACAGUAACGUUGACAUUUGUCUGGAAAUUGCCAUUUCAACUUAAAUUUCGCUCCCAUUACUUCGAAAGCACUCAAUUCCUGAAAUUGCAUUCGGAGGGGACGAAUUAUGGGUUUUGAUCAGCAGUAUCUAGACUUCACAUUGGUUCCUUUCGGCUUGCUUAUAUUGAGUACCUACCAUGCCUGGCUUCUUUACAGAAUUAUCAAACAUCCCACCACUACUGUGAUUGGCCUAAAUGCAUUGAACAGGGAAAUUUGGGUGGAUACCAUGAUGGCUGAUGGAAUUAAGAAUGGAGUGCUCGCAGUUCAGACACUGCGGAACAACAUAAUGGCCUCCACUCUGCUGGGAUCAACAGCCAUCACACUGAGCUCAUUGAUUGGCGUGCUGGUGAGCAGCACAAAUGGAUCUGGUGCAGCGAGUGCUCUUAUAUAUGGUGAUCAUAGCAGGAUUGGCUCUUCUAUAAAGUACUUCACCAUUCUCGUAUGUUUCCUGAUAGCAUUUGUGUGCAAUCUUCAGUCAAUACGUUACUACAGCCAUAAAGUGUUUACCGAUCUCAAGCCGUAUGAAGACCUCAAGCGGUCCGAGGAUCUCAAGCGGAGCGAAGAAACUGAAGCGACAGUUAUCAUUUUCCCAGUCUUCAUUUUGGACAACCGAUAAUCAGUUUAAUGUUUGAACCAGUAUUACUCCGUGAUGAGUUACCAACCGGUAAUCGGUAAAGUUGUAUCAACCGGUAAUACUCUGUGAUGAGUUACCAACCGGUAUUUUUGUGAUGAGUUACCAUCCACCGACACUUUGACGGUGAUUUGUGCCGUGUUAUCAAAUGUGUCUAGAUGCAAUGAACCUAGGAACUUGCAUUGUAAUCCUAUUGGACCGACAUGAAAUCAGAUUCCUUUUUAAGAACAUCAUGUCUAGGGUUUUAAGAGAGUAGCUGUUAGGGUUUUUGGUGGUUGAUGAGUUUUUGUAUGUGCGAUAUUAGAAGAGAAGAUCAAGUCUGUGUGCUAUAACAAAGUGUGGAUUUACUGAAGAUUGAAGUAAUGCUGAAAUGCAUUAGCAAUGAGCUAUCAUGGAUCUAACCAAGCAGACCGUGCUAUUUGCUAGAUCAUUCACUUGUUGAUUACUCACAUCUUCGACAAGUCUGAAACCCUUAACCGAGUAGGCCCAGAAAAGCCUUUGUAAAUCUUCUAACAAGGUGGUUCACAUAUGUGGAUCUGAAAUCCUCUCACAAG